Bombyx mandarina (wild silkworm) is the source of this 1135-nucleotide messenger RNA. RefSeq names its product splicing factor YJU2. NCBI's taxonomy places the organism in Eukaryota, Metazoa, Arthropoda, Insecta, Lepidoptera, Bombycidae. The record is from RefSeq and is a predicted model, not a curated record. Gene Ontology annotation, biological process: mRNA splicing, via spliceosome. Gene Ontology annotation, cellular component: U2-type catalytic step 1 spliceosome.
GUCAAAUACAGAUAAAUAACUAAGUGCUCUUUAUUGGAAAUAACAUUAUUUUGUGAAUAAAAUCAUUUAAUUUGAUUGUUUCGUAAAAAUGUCGGAACGAAAGGUUUUAAAUAAAUAUUAUCCACCGGAUUUCGAUCCUUCGAAGAUACCUCGUAUGAAACUAGCGAAAAAUCGUCAAUACACAGUCCGACUUAUGGCUCCAUUUAACAUGCGAUGUGCUACAUGCGGUGAAUAUAUUUAUAAAGGCAAAAAGUUCAAUGCUAGGAAAGAGGACGUGGAGAAUGAAGAUUACCUCGGUAUUAGGAUAUAUAGGUUCUAUAUAAAAUGUACUCGUUGCUUGCAAGAAAUAUCAUUCAAAACAGAUCCAAAGAAUACCGAUUAUGAGAUAGAAGCUGGUGCUACAAGGAACUUUAUGGCAUUAAAACUUGCUGAAGAACAGGCCAAGCGUGAAGAAGAAGAGCAAAAAGAAGAAGAAGCCAAUAAUCCUAUGAAGCUAUUAGAAUACAGAACGGAGCAAUCACGACAAGAAAUUGAACAAUUGGAAAACCUUGAGGAAUUAAAGGAAUUAAACCGUAGACAGCAAGCAGUAGACUAUGAGGGUAUGUUAAGACAGUAUCAACCAGAAACAGUUGAAGAAAGAAAGGCAAGAGAAGAGAAAGAAGAUAAUGAUUUUAUAAAGUCAGUGAAAUUCAACAAUUGCUCUAAGAAAGUGGUUGCCGAAGAAAUAAUCGAAGAUGUUAUAGAUGAAGAUGAACCACCAUCAAAAUGUUCUAGAAUUGAAAGCUUAACACAAAAAACUUCGAAUAAGUCAGAUAGUAUAAAAAAACAUUCUUGGAAUAGGAGUGUCGGUGGAUUAAUAACGAAACCGGCUCUCGCGAACCUCGUGAAGAGUAAAAAACCAGAAAGUGCUGAAACCUCUAAAGUCACUACAGAAUCACUUUCAAAGAGUAAUAAUGCUACUGAAAGUAAUACGAAAAGCACAAAAGAUAAACCAGCGUCAGGGCUCUCAUUAUUAGCUGGGUAUUCGAGCAGUGACAGUUCAGAUUCAUAGUGACCGUUACUUAAGUUGUAAAGAAUCCCGUGGUUUUGGGACCAGGACAGGACACUGACUGAGUUAUUCAUUUGACAGGAUGAC